Linum tenue is the source of this 879-nucleotide messenger RNA. Lineage: Eukaryota; Viridiplantae; Streptophyta; Magnoliopsida; Malpighiales; Linaceae. The record is from the annotation of a GenBank genome assembly.
CGUCGGAUCAAUAUAAAGGAAGCCAUCGCUCCCGUCCAUUACAGUGCGCCUCCUCCAUUUCCCCCGUUCCGCUUUAAAUAUUUGUUUAUCCGGCCGAGAAGAGGGAAGAGCUGUUUGCGUCGAUUAUCAGCAGUGUUUCUCUCGUCGGAGAAUCAGCGCCGGAUCACAGUAGCAGAGGCGAAGAAGCGAGGAGGAAGCAAAAAUGUCGGGAGUCACUAAUGAGGAAGACAAGAAGCCAGCAGAUCAGGGAGCCCAUAUCAAUCUCAAGGUCAAGGGCCAGGAUGGGAAUGAAGUCUUCUUCAGGAUCAAGAGAAGCACUCAACUGAAGAAGCUUAUGGGUGCAUAUUGUGACCGUCAGUCGGUUGACCUCAACUCCAUUGCAUUCUUGUUUGAUGGCCGCAGGCUGCGAGCUGAGCAGACUCCGGACGAGCUGGAGAUGGAGGAUGGAGAUGAGAUAGAUGCAAUGCUCCACCAGACCGGCGGUGCAGCAAGCGCCUAGAUAUAUAUCCGUUUGAGCUACGGUAGAUGUAACAUAUUAGUUAUUCUGUGAAUUAGUGGUAUCUGAGAAGUAGUCUAUGUUCUGUGUGGGGAGAGCUAUAUCUGAUAUACAGUCCGAGCUAUGUCUGAUAUACAGUCGUUAUCUUUAUUACUGAGAUUUUAGGUUCUAUUCUUCGUGAGUAGAUUGUUACUAUGAUACUAUCCCCAAUCUCCACGGAGGCUAGGUAUGUACGGAUCUAUCUAUGGGAGAUAUUGUUGAGACCCUAAAUAGCUUUCGUCUUGGUAAUUAUUCAUCUGCUUGUGCUCUCCCAGUUUCAUUCAUCUCAUCGUUGAUUGUUUCUAGUCUUUUAUCAUCAUGACAGAUGGUUUGGAACAUAGUUG